AUGAAGCUUCCUCUUUACCUCGUCGCCUUCGCCCACUUGCUUUGCGCCGAGGCCGCAGCACAGCGCCACGGCGUGGCAGCCCGCGGGGAGGAGGAGGAGGAGGAGGAGAAGGGGGUCCGCUCAGGGCGCGGGACGUGCCGGCUCUACUGCAGGGUGGGCAUCGGCUUCCACCUCCAGAUCCAUCCCGACGGCAGAGUCAACGGCAGCCAUGAGCCCGACCACCUCAGUGUCUUGGAGCUCUUUGCCGUGUCCCAGGGGGUCAUCGGCAUACGAGGGGUCUACAGCAACCGAUUCCUGGCCAUGAACAAGAGAGGACGCCUCCACGCCACGGAGCUGUUCACAGAUGACUGUAAGUUCCGGGAGCGCUUCCAGGAGAACAGCUACAACACGUACGCCUCAGUGGUCCACAGGAACCACAGGACUGGCCGAGACUGGUUCGUGGCGCUCAACAAGCGAGGCAAAGCUAAAAUGGGCUCCAGCCCAAGGGUCAAACCCCAGCACGUCUCGACUCACUUCUUGCCCAGGGUCGGCCCGCGCAACCGCAGCCAGCGUGGCUUCACCAUCACGGACAGGAGCAAAGAGCGGCAGGAAUCGCCGCCGAUGCCCAAACCACCGCCGGAGAAAACUAACAUCCGUGUGGCAACACGGCCGAGACAAGUCAAGUACUGGCCCAAGUAUCGCUUUGGAUAGGUGACGCAGCGUCUUUACAAGCAUCAACUUCCAAGCAUUCCGAUCAUCUACAACUUCGGAGUCACGACUCAAAGGUUUAAAGGAAGGAAUUCCGUUGGAUUGUUUUUAUUUGUCUAUGCUCGCAGCUAGCUUGAUGACUGGAACACAACCUGUUAACGUGCCAUUUUUUGGGCCGUCUGGUCUCCACAAAUUAGUUGUGGGUCUCGGAAACGAUGCUCCCAAUUGCGUCCAAGCGCUAAUCCUGCUAAUCCCGAGCAAUCACGAAAACCCAAACGUUAGCUGUUUAAGCUAACAGUCUGGUGAGUUACCAUGACAUAACUUCCUUUUUCCAGUUCGAGACGAAAACACCCGUGUGUUUUAUCACUGGUCCGUCACAAAGCCAAACUCUUUGGUAGCAUGUGGCUUAUGCUAGCAUUAGCACUGUGUAGCAUCCAAGACAGGUGUGUCCAAAGGGCAGCUGUUUUUUUAUUGGCCCCCAGCACAUUCUAAAAAUGUGAUUUCAUGAGAAAACAAAAAAAAUAACAACAGAAACGGAAAAAUCAUCAAUAAUUCGAAUAAAAUAAAAAUAUUAUGCAAAAAAAAUAUAUUUUACGGGAAUAAUGUCAUAAUAUUCCGAGGAAAAAUAACACCAUUUUAUGAACAUAAAGUUGAAAUAGUAAAGAAAAAAGACUUUGUUUAAAGUUAUAAUAUCAUGAGAAACAAUCAAAACCAAAUAAAGUUGUAAUUUUUGAAAAAUUGGGUGUAGAAAAAGUUAAUAUGGGAAUAAAAUCAUAUUACAACAAGAACAUUUGUAAAAAUUACUUAAGAAGAAAGUUAAAAUAUUUGGAAAAUGUAAAAAAAAAAAAGGCAAAAGUUAGAAUACAUGAAUUAAAAAAUGGUAUGGGAAUAAAGUCAUAAUAUGACAAGAACAUAAUAACAAAAAAACAGCAGAAAUAGAAAAAAGGGCUGUAAUUUCUACGAGAAUAACGUGAAAAUAUUAAGAGAAAAACAAGAAAAAGUCUUAAUUUUAGGAGAAUAAACUUGUAACAUUAUGAGGCAAAAAUAAUGUCAUUUUAGUAGCAGAGAGUUGAAAUAUUAAAGAAAAAGAAAAAAUGUAAUUCAUAAUAUUAUGAGAAAAAAAACAAAAUAAAGUCCAAAUUUUAUAAUUAUAACAAGAAAAUUUAAAAAAACAGCAAGAAUGGAAAAAUCUGCAGUAAUUUUACAAGAAUACAGUCAAAAUAUGAACAGAAAAAAGUUGUUAUCUGCCGAGAAAAGGUUAUAAUUUUACGAGAAUAAUCUUGUAAGAUGACAAGGAAAAAUAACAUCAUUUUAGUAGAAAGAAGAAAAUGUCUUUUUUUUUAAAGUUGGAAUAUCAUGAGAAACAAACCAAAACACAAUAAAGUUGUACUUUUGGAAAAAUUGGGUGGAAAAAAGUUAAUCUGGAAAUAAAGUCAUAUUACAACAAAGACAUUUAUGAAAAUUAUUUAAGAAGA
Messenger RNA from Dunckerocampus dactyliophorus (ringed pipefish), 2162 nucleotides. RefSeq names its product fibroblast growth factor 5 (gene fgf5). Bases 1 to 690 code for a protein of 229 amino acids. Gene Ontology annotation, molecular function: fibroblast growth factor receptor binding; growth factor activity. The transcript is spliced from 3 exons. Gene Ontology annotation, biological process: animal organ morphogenesis; positive regulation of cell population proliferation; cell differentiation. NCBI's taxonomy places the organism in Eukaryota, Metazoa, Chordata, Actinopteri, Syngnathiformes, Syngnathidae. Gene Ontology annotation, cellular component: cytoplasm. The record is from RefSeq and is a predicted model, not a curated record.